AUGUCCGUCAAACUUGAACCAAAAGCAUCCAAAAGACCCCCGCCUGACCCGGACUCUGCUGUGGAAGACGACACACCAAAGAAGAAGAAGAAAAAGGUGAAAAUGAACACUGAACAAGAAGAGAAUUCCUCAAAAGAAAACCAACCUCCAAAGGCGAAGAAAGGGAAGAAGAAGAAGAAGGGCAGCGUGGUGACUGAGGAGGAGGAGAAGGAAGGAGGUGCUGUGAGUGACCAGAAUGAUGAGCUUCCUGAAGCUGCCGUCUCCUCUCCGCUUUCAAAGAAGGGGAAGAAGAAGAAAAAAGGGAAGGCUGGUAAAGUCGAAGAGACGACGGAAAACUCAACUCCCACCACUCCAGCCCACGACGUAUCUGCAAAGAAAAAAAAGAAGAACAGACUAAAGGAGAAAGUGGAGGAGACAGAACCGGCUCCAGAUGUAGACACUCCAGCAACUGUUUCAACGAAAAAGAAGUCAAAACUCAAAAAGAAGAUCUUUGAUUGAUCUUGAUUUGGUGUAUUUCUCUGCUGUGACAUCGAUGGAGGAUGAUAAAACUUGGACCUGAAUGACCUUAAAUAACGAGACAAUCUGGAUAAUGUUCGUG
Scomber scombrus (Atlantic mackerel) is the source of this 598-nucleotide messenger RNA. Its product is annotated as ABC transporter F family member 4-like. The record is from RefSeq and is a predicted model, not a curated record. NCBI's taxonomy places the organism in Eukaryota, Metazoa, Chordata, Actinopteri, Scombriformes, Scombridae. The transcript has 5 exons. Bases 1 to 498 code for a protein of 165 amino acids.